Molecule: messenger RNA, 504 nt
Organism: Prorocentrum cordatum
Lineage: Eukaryota; Dinophyceae; Prorocentrales; Prorocentraceae
Source: the annotation of a GenBank genome assembly
AUGGAGGCGCUCGUCGAACAGGGCCUCGCCAGGCUCCUGGCGCAGAUGAGCGCGAUGGCGACGCCGACGGCGUCGGCCCGCCGCUCGCCCUUCGAGUGCAAGUUCCCGCCUGGCAUCAGCAUCCAUGCCUACGUGGCCAGGUUGCUGCGCCUCUCCCAGUGCAGUGCAGGAUGCGUUGUCCUGAGCCUGGUGUACCUCGACCGCCUGAUCAAGCGGCACCGGUGGAUCGCGGUCAGCCCUUUGACUUGCCAUCGCCUCGUGCUGACUAGCAUUGUGGUCGCCAUCAAGUUCUAUGACGACACGUACUUCAGCAACAAGUUCUACAGCCAGGUUGGCGGCGUCUCGCUGACCGAGCUGAAUUAUCUGGAGAGGCAGUUUCUAGGUCUCGUUGACUUCAAGCUCUGCGUGGAACCUCGUGAGUACGAGCUUUAUCGAGAUAUCCUUCUGAAGGCCGUCAACACGGGCAUGGUUGGCGCUGCGCCAGAUGCGGCGAAGGGCGCGUGA